This is a messenger RNA of Cuscuta epithymum, 1029 nucleotides long. Lineage: Eukaryota; Viridiplantae; Streptophyta; Magnoliopsida; Solanales; Convolvulaceae. The record is from the annotation of a GenBank genome assembly.
UCAUCGGGUCAGAUCGGCCUACCGGCGGCUGCAAAUAAGGGUUCUAGAAUAAUCUUUCAGUGAGCUUGCAGACCGUACUGCAGCUGAUAUGACGAAAAAAAGUGCAGUUUUAGGGAAUGGGAAUGGUGACAGAAGCAAGGGCAAGCAUGGUGAUCGAUCAUAUUCGGCGAAGAAGAAUAUGAAGAAAAAUAUGCAGAGGUUGGGAGGAAAGGGCCUCUCCUUAGAAGCGUUCGUGAAUGCCAAAACUAGCAAUGGAAACUAUAACCCUUCCCUCAUAAAGAAGCAAAAGGAGUUCUACAAGAAUGCUAAGUUUGUGAAGAAAUAUAAGAAAAUGGUAAAGCAACAGGGUGAUCACAGUGCUUCUUCUGUUUCUAAAAGAAUAACAGAGGAACUGAAUGAAGGUGGAGAAGCUGGUAAUGUGGAUCAGAAUAAUGAUACAAGUAAAAGAUAUAAGCCUCGCAGUUUAAAAGAACUGUAUGAGAAAAAGCGUGAAGAGGAAGAAAAGGUGAGGAUGGAAAGGGAGGCCACUAUUCAGGCAAAGACGGAAGAAAGAAAGAGAGCUGAAGAACGGCGGAAACAAACAAGACAGAAUAUGUUCAAGAAAACAAGGUCUGGUCAGCCUGUUAUGAAAUAUCGAAUCGAGCAUCUUUUACAAACACUCCAAGGUUCAACUAGUUAGAAGUUCGCAUAGCUUUUUUGCACCACAAAUGGGUUAUGGGUUACGUGAAAGAUUAUGAUACCCUAUAACCACCCUUGCUGGCUUUUUGGAUGCCGACUGCAUUGCAAAAUUGCUCUAAAAUUUGAAUCAUGCCCAAAAAAAACUUUUCCUUGUUAAGUAUGUAUAAUUUAGGGAGUGUUUGUGUUUGCUUGUGCUUAUCAAUAGUGGUUUAUUUUAGAGAUUAUUGGAAAAGUACGUGAUAAUAAUUUUGUGAUUGGUGUUAUUCCUCUAUUUUAUUAUUCAAUAUGUGAAUCAAAAUUGGACAAGUUUUAUGAAAUGGGGGGAUAUGUCAAAGGCCUGUAAUUGCGUAA